Thunnus maccoyii (southern bluefin tuna) is the source of this 6939-nucleotide messenger RNA. RefSeq names its product zinc finger protein 652 (gene znf652). Bases 1751 to 3820 code for a protein of 689 amino acids. Lineage: Eukaryota; Metazoa; Chordata; Actinopteri; Scombriformes; Scombridae. Gene Ontology annotation, biological process: regulation of transcription by RNA polymerase II. Gene Ontology annotation, cellular component: nucleus. The record is from RefSeq and is a predicted model, not a curated record. The transcript has 9 exons. Gene Ontology annotation, molecular function: RNA polymerase II cis-regulatory region sequence-specific DNA binding; DNA-binding transcription activator activity, RNA polymerase II-specific.
GCAGUAUUAGAGCUGUUCGGUGUGCAAUGUUGCCUUUUUGUUUUAACUCUUUAUUUGCUUUAUAAACAUUACAGCCAUAACUACAAGGUCUUGUAGCCGAAAUGAUUGCCCUCUGCUAGAUGUAGCCCUGUGGGACCAGAAAGUAGCUGCUGCAUCAUAUCUCGCCAUACUUCCCAAAAUUAUGUAUAGUGGUGGUUUCGCACCUUGUAUCCUCGUAUGUCAGAAAUAGAAAGCUUAUUGGGCCCCAGUUCUUCCUAGUCAUAGAUUUCAUUACAUACUUGGCAUCACUUGGCAAAGUGCUGAAGCUGGUAACUUUGGGAUUUGUUUGUGUUUCAAUCAUGUUUUAUCUAAAUGUAUCUACAGACGAAAUCUGAUUUUUAAACUAAAGAGCCCGUUUUAUUUCCUCUUCUUUGGAAUAGAGAUAUCCCGGUAGUGAAGUGUGGGCUCUGUCAUCUGUCAGUCUUGGCUGUCAGUGUUUCUCAGUGUGAAGUGAUGACAAUUACAGAUGCUUGGUAUUGGGGAGUUGUGUGACAUAAUACGUUUCUGUGAUACCUCAGAUGACUUAUCCCAGACCAAAAACACUAGGCGCUGCUCUAUGACCUGAUUUUUGGACAUGAGGGCCAAAUACCUACAGAGGCACGGAGAACCCCUGCAGUGCACCACACAGUGAGCUGGUUAAGGUCUUAUGAGUUUGGACAGAGUGAGGAAUGUGAACCCUCACACGGUCCUCUACAAGCUGCAAAAAGGAAAGCUCAUUAAAGUCUAGACUUGAGAGGGAGCAUGGAUUUGAGGAGCACUGCUGCAUAAUAAGAAGUAAACGUGACGCAUUUUGACUGCUUCAGAGGUCUCAUCUGCUUUACUGUCACAGUUCAGCCAAGCACUUGGUGCAAAGUUCAUAUUUGAAAGCCGUCCAAACUGAAAAAAGGCAGUCACAAAUGAUCAUCAUUCCAAUAAGUUUGACCUCCCGAUCUGAGAAGACGCAGGAUAAUCUAUUAGGCUUUGUGUCUAAGACAGCCAUGUGAGUUGAGUUGCUCCGUUCAGUGCUCAGCUCGCCCUCCCCGUGUGGUCUUAAUGCUCUCAGAGCUGCUGUCCAAUUCUCAGAAAGGAUCAGAGUCAGCAUGCACAGGAAGACAGGGAGGUUUUCUAGUGAACAACCCGCCCUGCUGCAUACUCAUUAUGGCAAGGAGGGCGUAAGGUUGUCCGAGGUCAACCAACUGUCAGUACCAUAUGCAAAGGUAAUGCACUGUAAAUGGCUCUUCAAGCAAGACACAGAAGUUCUUACAGCAGUUCCACGUCAGACGUUCAGUUUGUCUUUACCUGCGCUGCAGUUUGAAGACGCUGGCACCCUGCCGGGCCGCAGCCUUCAGAGAAACCGAAUCUGAGAGCUUCCCACAUCUCAUAAUAACUCGAGAGGAAUUUAGUUUCAAAUGUUCAGCAUCAAAGACACUGAGCCUUUGAUUUUUGCCGUCUGAUUUUUAAGUUUAUGGAACAAAACCUGGAACAGAUUGUAUGUCUUUCCAACUUCAUUUCCUACCUUGGACAGCAUGGAUGCUCUCUUUGAAUCAGGUUGACUAUAUUUCACCUCAUCCCCUCCUUCCUGUCUCUUCAGUAGAAGGAGGGUGGGGGAUUGGUGAGGCUCCCCUACCCCUCCUUGUCGAGUGGGCGAGUCUACCUAGGCACCAUAACAGUUGCUCAUUUCUGUUGCCUUGAGCUCCCACCAACUCCAUCCCUCCAUUCCCUCUCCCUCUUCAUGAAAUCCUGCCAGAGCCUCAAGGAAGAGGUUUCCGUCCCUAGCCUUGGCGGGAUGUCACAGGAGGAAGGACGCAGGGCACAGGUGUCCCAGUCCUAUUUUCACCCCCCUAACCCAGAUCUGGACCUGACGGGCAAGCUUCAUAGGAGGGAGGUAGGUGGCAAGCCCUAUUCUGUGUUAGUGGACAAUAAAAUGGCAACCAAGACAUCUAUGGGAGAUGUGAACAUUGGUCUGUUGCCCACUCAGCAUGUGACUCAACAGCAGCAUCAGCAGUAUUUCAGAGAGGGAGGAGCAGGGCAGGAGUUGGGCACACAGGGUUCCCAGGCCGGCAACGAGGGCACCUCCGAUGACACUGAAGAUGAUGACGAAGAUGAGGAAGAAGAGGGCGAGGAGGAGGGCUUCAAGCGUGAGCAGAUCAUCGUCGAAGUUAACCUGAACAAUCAGACCCUUCACGUAUCCAAGGGGGACAACAAAACUGGAACCACAGCGGAAGACUCAGAGAGAGCCGGCAGUGACGAGGACGACGACGAGGAGGAUGAGGAGGAGGAAGAGGAGGAGGAGGAAGAGGACAGCCCCGAUGAAGAGGAGGAGGAAGACGACGAGGAAGAUGAGAUUGAAAGUCGAAGAACAAGGUCAAAGAGGGCCCGUCGGGGCGCUAGUAGCACAGCAGCUCCCAGCCAGCCGCGGAGGAAAAGCCUCCGAACAGCUCUGAGCACCGCCACCGCCGGGAUGACCACCAGGGGGCGACGGACGCGCAUAGAGCCUCCAAAGAGCAAGCGCAGAUCGGCAAGGUCAGCCCCAUCGUCUGCCGGUUCCACGACCACGACGGCGGGAGGGAAAGCAGACGUGGAGGAGAAGGAGAUGCUGGCGUGUGAAAAGUGCCCCCGAGUGUUCAACACGCGCUGGUAUCUGGAGAAGCACAUGAAUGUCACACACAGAAGAAUGCAGAUCUGUGACAAGUGUGGCAAAAAGUUUGUCCUGGAGAGUGAGCUGGCCUUACACCAGCAGACUGACUGUGAGAAGAACAUCCAGUGUGUCUCCUGCAACAAGUCUUUUAAGAAGCUGUGGUCACUGCACGAGCACAUUAAGAUCGUGCACGGCUAUGCGGAGAAGAAGUUCUCAUGUGAAAUCUGUGAGAAGAAGUUCUACACUAUGGCUCACGUCCGUAAGCACAUGGUUGCUCACACCAAGGACAUGCCGUUUACCUGUGAGACAUGUGGGAAGUCAUUUAAACGCAGCAUGUCUUUAAAAGUUCACUCUCUGCAGCAUUCUGGAGAGAAGCCCUUCCGUUGUGAGAACUGUGACGAGCGGUUCCAAUACAAGUACCAGCUGCGCUCCCACAUGAGCAUUCACAUCGGACACAAGCAGUUCAUGUGCCAAUGGUGCGGCAAAGACUUCAACAUGAAACAGUAUUUCGAUGAGCACAUGAAAACACACACAGGAGAGAAGCCUUUCAUUUGUGAGAUCUGUGGGAAGAGCUUCACCAGCCGGCCCAACAUGAAGCGCCACCGUCGCACCCACACCGGGGAGAAGCCCUAUCCCUGCGAGGUGUGCGGCCAGCGCUUCCGCUUCUCCAACAUGCUCAAAGCACACAAAGAGAAGUGCUUCCGGGUCACCAGCCCUGUGGUUCUGCAGACCAGCGGCCCACCUGUGCCUGUCCGCAUCUUUGCCAACACCUUCUCCUCCUCCUCCUCCUCCUCCUCUUCCGGACCCGGCCCCUCAGCCGCCACCCCAGCCACCACCUCAGCACCCCUGGGCCUCAGCCCGUCAGGAGGACCCAUGCCUCCGCGAGGUCCCGUGGGACACACGUUCUCCCACGUGCAGCUUCACUCAACCCCCUCUCACCAUCACCCCCACCCCCCGACAACCCAGCAACACCUCUCAAACACACCCCAACACGCCCCACCUCACCCCCACCACCACCUGGCCGCACCCCCAGUCUCCCACCUGCCCCCUCCCCCGGCCCUUUUCAAGAGUGAGCCCCUAAACCACUGCGGGCACGAGGACAGCGGCUACCUGCACCACAUGGCCCCACCUGACAAGGGUCCCGGAGCCCCACAACACCACUGAACUGUGCUCCGAGUCUGCAGACCCACACCAAACCGCGCCUUGUUCCUCCUUUUCCCGUAGUCCUGCCUCAGUCUCUCUAAGUUGCAAGGCCCCUAAUGAAAGGGUGCUCCUCUCGAACAGAUCUAAAUAAGUCAAGCUAAACAUACACACUUGUGUAUAUGUGAAAGAUUCAAACUAAUACGCCCUGAGUGCACACAGUAUUUAAGUAAGAAACUUAAAAACCCUGGUCAACUGACAAAGAUUUUACAACCUCUAGAAUUUUUUUUUUCUUGAACAUUUUCUUAGGAAAUAUACACAAAAUUAUUCCUCCUGUGAGUUCUCUAUCUGUACGUUAAUGGGUGUAAAGUAUCUCCUUUUCAUCAAAAGCUGCUGAUGGAAGUCGAUGUAUGUAUUACCUGGGCUUCGUCGAUCAUCAAAGAUCAGUGUCAUUGAACUUUCCUCUUAAUGUCAAGUUGACUUGUGGUUGCACAUUGGUCAGGACUUUUGCUUUAUGUGCAGGGUCCUCCCCAUAGCAAUACUCAAACUGUCCUCCUUGUUGUACUGCAGAGCUGGGGGCCACACAGAAAUGUUUUAAUGAAUGUUGUAACUGGUUCUACCUGAGCCUUCCUCUGUCCUAAGGCCAAGGAUGUGGCUUUCUGUCAGAGGGGCGGCAGCAGUAGUGCGAGACGCAGUGCCAUAGGUUACAGUACGGAGGGGAGGGGGGGGGGGGGGGGGGUUGUGAAGGACAUUAAGAAAAAGAAGGUUUUGUAAAUGGUUAGUCGAAUCUAGACAUGGUCUUAGAUUCUUAUCAUGGUUAAAUGGUGCUUUCCAUUCCAGUACAUGAGAUAUUUCUUAAUUUUGCUUAUCCAUUCGAUUUUCAAAAGUGUAAUAUUACAAAAUAACAAUGUAUUGUGUCGUACAGAACAUGUCUUGCCAGCCUGGUUUUUCUACAAAGGGGUUUGAGGUUUGGCUACAUAUUUUGUGAUUUAAGAAACUCAAGUCAUGCAGGACAUGCUCUAGGCACUCACACCCUCACACUUACUCAAGCACACACUCACACACAAAAGACAAAGACCAUAUGGUCACUGAUUUACUUACUGUGAUCAGUGCAACCUCAGCUUUCAGUACUGUUGGUCAAUAGAUGCUUUUAGAUAACAGAUGACUGUCAAAUACUGCCACUGUGAGGGGCCAGACACAUGGCCCCAUCAGGAUUUACCCCACCUCCCUUCGCUGCUGUCGAAACGAUACGGGUUACCAUGUUAAAGGUCAUUUGACAUACACAGUAUACACACCUGGGACCUUUUUCAUCACAGUUCUUAACAGGCAAUUAUGCAUAUUCCUCUCAGCCUAUAUUCCACUGUUUGGUGUGGGGAGUUGUUGUAAUGUAAAGUUUAGAUUUUUUGACUUACUCCGUUCUGACAUACUUUGAUCCACACAGGCAAACAAGUGUCUAAAACCUGAUGAAUGUUGCCUAACGCAGAAUGAUGGCUGAUGAGUCAUUCAUGUUUGUUUUUUUUGUUUUUUUUUUAUAUUCUCUGAUAAUUUGCUCAGUUUUAAGCUAAUGAAUGGUUCUGUAGUAUAGAUAUACUGUUGUUAGUAUAUAGAACUGUCAGGAUAAAAAGCAGUGGUCAUAAAAAAAAAAAAACUUCUAAUACUUGGAACUCUUUAUAUAGAUAAGCAUACAUGUGAUCAAGUCAGCGCAAGAAGAUUACAUUUAUAAAUGUAAUAGCCGAUGGUGUGAAUGUUAUUUGUCUAAAGAAGCAGAAAUGGUUGGCAAGUAUUUGGCAUGAAUUUGGGGUUGCUUGGUUGUUAGCCCUUCACCCAGUCUGACUGUGUUUAGGAGCAACAUUAAGCUAUGUGUGUGUGUGUGUGUGUGUGUGUGUGUGUGUGUGUGUGUGUGUGUGUGUGUGUGUGUGUGUGUGAGAGAGAGCGAGCGGACAGUAUGUGUGCAUGUAUUAGUCUCUACCUAACUGUCUGGUUGUCCCCAGUGCUCUUGUACCAAAAGCUGCUUUUACACAGCGUGCCCCCAAUAUAUUUGUAUUUUGGGGGAUAAUAUCUGAAGAUGAGAUGGACAAUAGCAGUAAAUUUUAACAUACAUGACCCUCCUUCUACCGUUUUAAACGUAUUCAGUCUGAAGUGGUUAAUCUCAGUAGUUUUAGGAUGUCACUUCUUUGAUUUUUUGAGACCUGCAAUUAUCCUGCCAUUUCUGUGGGUCUUAAUGCCGCUGCGUUAUUUUUCUUAUCAUCUUGUUCCCCCCUCGGGUUCACUGUUGUUUUUUUUGGCUUCAGCAUUUUGCAGUAUGGAUCUUUGUCUUGUCUUUUUUUUUUUUUUUUUUUUUUUUUUUUUUUUUAAAGCCUUUUUCAUUUGUGUGUAUUCUCUGCACUUUACUGCUGCGUGGGUGAGGCGCAGGGAAGGGAGGGACUGACAAUGCAUUGUGGAACAGAGUGCAGUUGUGGCUGCAUGGGGGAAAGGGUGGAGGUGAUUACUUUGAGUGGAUGUUUUUUAGGCAAGGAAAGGAGGAGAAUCCCCGAGUGGAGGCGGGGUAGUGUGGAAGGGACCAUAGCAAACGAAGGACAUUUCUUUUACUAUGUGUGUAAAUUAUAUUUCCUAUUUUUUAAAAGAAAUACAACUUUUGCUCCGACAUGGACCUUUCCCCUCAAAAGUGGAAAAUAUUUUCUUCCUGCUUUGGCGACUUUACACUAGCCCCUCCAAGCUGUGUCUGAAAUACAUUCUUCUGUUAUGUUUGCUCAUGGAGUUUUCCUCUCUGUCAUGUCCUCUUUUUUUGUCUUUGAAAAGUUUGCCGGAUGGUUCUCCUCCUCCUUUCUUUGUUAUAUAGAAUGCACUUUCUACUAAAAAUUCUUGGCUAGUUAAGAAAAAAAAUAACAUUGUAUAUUCUUUAAAGAUGUUUUAAAAAUCAAUAUACUUUUUCCCCUUUGUAUUUCUAACCACUUAAUGUAGCAUUGCGUAUUUUAUUAUUGUAUCUGGUACAAAAUGUGCAGCUUUAUAAUGUCCUGGUUUGUCUUUUUUUGUAUGUUAUCUGGAGAUUGAGGAGAAGUGAAAAAGUUGGGCCUUUUUUGAUAAUGUACAUUUAACUGACUGCUAACUUUGAGAAGUAAAAACAAGUAGCCAUGAUUAUCACA